AUGAUUCAAUCCAAUUUCCCAAUGGCACAACUGAACUAUUUGCUUGGAGAUUGUAAAAACUCAGUCACACCAUUAAAUGGAAUAAUUAUUGUCGAACUAAAACAAGAUGUUCCUCUAGUGCCUGCCUGCUUGGCUGAUAAUGAAACCUUCAAAAAUAAUAGGACUGGCUGGCUGAAAUAUAAAACAGAAGAUAUGGGAAAUAUACAUGAGAAUCUAACAGAAAGCAUGGGAAAUCUAACUCAGCUAACUAAUGACUCAAAUGGAGAAUAUUUAUGGGAACCAAGAGCAACGAAGCCUCUCACAGCUCAGCAAAAGAAAGCGCUUGAAAGGAAUGGCAUUUCGAUUCCGGUGAUUGUUGGGCAAAAUAACAGAGAAACAGUGUUUGGAAUGGGAUACGACUACAGUACUACUCCACCUGGUGUUAACAAAGUACUUGCGGUCCAUAGUUUUAAAAACAAGACCAAAGCGUUCUGUGAGUUGCUUGGCAUUUGUGAGAGAGGUGCCCACCCGACUGAUCCACCGACCACUCCGACAACUCCCACCACAACAGAACCUCCACCACCACCAACAACUCCAACAACUCGUCCACCAUCAACUACUUAUUAUGUUCCAGCGAUUCAGGAAGAUGAGGAGAUGAGCAGUUUCGAGAUUCCAUACGACAGAAAGGUUGUCAAGGGAGGAAGUGCGAAGAUUCAGAUUAUAUGGAUUCUAUUGAUUGCUUUUGUUUGGUUUUAA
Messenger RNA from Caenorhabditis remanei, 735 nucleotides. RefSeq lists its product as uncharacterized. NCBI's taxonomy places the organism in Eukaryota, Metazoa, Nematoda, Chromadorea, Rhabditida, Rhabditidae. The record is from RefSeq and is a predicted model, not a curated record. The coding region runs from base 1 to 735 and encodes 244 amino acids. The transcript is spliced from 5 exons.